Molecule: messenger RNA, 862 nt
Organism: Argentina anserina (silverweed cinquefoil)
Lineage: Eukaryota; Viridiplantae; Streptophyta; Magnoliopsida; Rosales; Rosaceae
Exons: 5
Coding region: 61-540 (159 amino acids)
Source: RefSeq, a predicted model, not a curated record
GAGCUCCCUUUGAAAACCAGAGAAGAGCUUGAGCUUCGAUUCAUCCUUGUAGAUUCUUCAAUGGGGUUCUUCUCCUUCUUCGGCCGCGUCCUCUUCGCCGCCGUCUUCAUGCUCUCCGCCUGGCAAGCUUUCAAUGAAUUGGGUACUGAUGGAGGACCUGCUGCAAAGGAGUUGGUACCCAAAUUUUCUGUGAUCAAAGAUCACCUGUCUUCCAAACUGGGGUUUGCCAUACCAGAUGUAGAGCCUAGCCUAUUAGUUAUGACUGUGAUAGCUUUUAAAGCACUUGGAGGCAUCCUAUUUGUACUUAACAGUAACAUUGGAGCUCUUCUCUUGAUUCUUCAAUUGUCAUUUACCACUCCCCUCAUCUAUGAUUUCUACAACUUCAGUCCAGACACUCCCAAAUUUCAUCUGCUGCUGAUUGAUUUCUUGCAGCAAGCAGCACUUGUUGGUGCACUCUUUUUCUUCAUUGGGAUGAAGAACUCUAUUACUAAGAGGGGUCAAGUCACCAAGAAGAAGAUCCACAAAACCAAAACUGGUUAGACGUAUAUCGAUGAAGCAAUAGACUUUGAAGAGGAGCUUAAAUCUUAGGAUCUCGAAGUGGCUGCUACUCAUCAACAGAUUGUGGAUGUGAACCUUCUUAUUAUUGCUCAUGUAAUUUUUGAAGAUUUUCAUUUUUUAGGAUACAUUACUUCCAUUAACCCUUUUACAGGGUGAAAUUUAUUGUUACUUCAACAGAUGAUUGAUUGCAGCCUAAGUUUCCUCUGAGGUUUUAAAUCUUCCUUACUUAAAAUCAAUGGUACUUUAAUGUAGACAAAUCACGUUCCUUUGGAAUCGUUGAUAUUUUGAUGGUCUUCACAAUUGC